Molecule: messenger RNA, 2922 nt
Organism: Schistocerca cancellata (South American locust)
Lineage: Eukaryota; Metazoa; Arthropoda; Insecta; Orthoptera; Acrididae
Exons: 8
Cellular component (GO): plasma membrane
Molecular function (GO): protein binding
Source: RefSeq, a predicted model, not a curated record
GCCCUCGACAGGUUCUGCGACGGCGCAGACGACUGCGGCGACAAGUCGGACGAGCCGCGCUACUGCUCCCCGUGCAACAGGACGUAUUAUGGCGACGUAGGCCGCACGUACGAGUUGGAGGUACGACGACCGCGGGAAGACCGCCUGCCCUUUCUCUGCCACCUCAACUUCACGGCUGCCGGAGGUGACUAUGGGGACAUCGUGCAGCUGACGUUCGACACGUUUACGGUGGGCAAGUUCGUGUCGUUCACGAGCGACGGCUGCCCGGACGGCCACAUGAGCAUCCGGGAGGCGGGCCGGCCAUCCACGGGCGGGCAGUGGUGCGGCAGCGCUUGGGGCUACACCGUCUACUACAGCGAGACGCCCUCCAUCAACCUCACCCUGCUGCUCUACAAGCUGUCCGAGCAGGGAAUCGGCUACAACUUCAACUUUAAGUUGUCGUAUAAGGUGCUGCGCGAAGAGGAAGCGCGGGUGCGCUACGGCAACCUGUCGGCAGCUUCCAACAGCAGCAGCGGCGGCGCCAGUGGCAGCGGUAACGGCGUGCCGGCGUGGCGCGGCGACCUGGUGCCCGGCUCGUACUGCGACCGCGUGCUGGAGCGCUGCGACGCGCGCGCCUGCCGCGUGCAGUCGCCCAACUACCCGGGCGUGUACCCGCGCAACGCCACCUGCUACUACCGCGUGGAGCAGCGGCCCGUGCCCAGCGGCCGGCACGCGCUCAUCGCCGUCAGCCAGCGCCACUCGCACAAGGUGCACAUCAAGGACCAGGUCGCCGAGUACGACCGCACGCAGCGCGUGCUCAGGGUGUGGGAGCAGUGUAACGUGGUGCAGGACUACCUGACGAUUUACGACGGCUCGUCGACGACGGACCCGGUGCUGGUGCGGCUGUGCGGCGGCGACGCAGUGCCCGACAUCGUCAGCAGCGGACCCAACAUGCUGCUGGAGUUCCACACCUCGCCCUACGACAACCCCUUCCACCCCGUGCCGCUCAGCUACUUGCCUGGCUUCGAGCUGCAAGUUGAGGUGGUGCUGGUGGACGCCCGGUCGCACAGCUACGUGCGCGACCGCAGGCACUGCGAGUUCCUGCUGACGAGCUUCGACGCGCCGUGGGGCGAGGUGGAGAGCCCGCAGCACUCGCUGCCGCCCAACACGACGUGCCGCUACCACUUCCAGGGCCGGCGCCACGAGACGGUGUGGCUGUCGUUCCUCAAGUUCCACCGCGCCGACUGGGACACGGGGGCGGCGGUGGCGGGCUGCGUGCACCUGUGGGACGGCCGGCUCGACCCGGUGACCAACAGCAGCGGCGGGGGCGGCGCGGGGGCGGUGCAGCUGCUGGGCGAGUUCUGCAAGGAGGAGGCGCCGCGCCUCUGCGACCACAGCCUGCUCAGCAACAGCACGCGCCACACGCGGCCCUGCGCGCUGCCCGAGAGCUACGUGUCGUCGGGCCCGGAGCUGACGCUCGACACGUUCCAGGCGAGCGCGCUCUUCCCGCUAUCGUUCCUGCUGCGCUACGAGUUCGUCGACACGUCGCUGGAGGGCGCGCCCGCCGCCGGCGCCGAGGCCGGCCCCUGCGACCGCGUCUUCCGCUCGUCGCCGCUGUCGCCGCGCGCCGGCCGCUUCCAGUCGCCGCGCAGCGUUUUCCUGUACGGCCGCGGCGGCGCGCACAACCUCAGCUGCGUGCUGCGCUUCGAGGCGGCGCCGGGCGAGCGCGUGCGCCUCACGCUGGCGCGCGCCAGGUUCGGCGGCCGGCCGUGCCAGACGCGCCGCGACGCCGACACCGACCGCUGGUCGUGCGCCGUCCCGCUCAAACUGCCGCUCAAGAAAUAUCCCAGGAGGAAGCGCGUCGGCGUGGCGGAGCUCUCCCUGUCGGAGUACCCCUGGACGGGCGUAAAAAUACAGAGAGACUGCUUUUGCUCUCCAGUGCUCGAACCGGUCGUGAUCGACACACUGACCUCAUCUACCGUAGAGGUCAACUUCACCGUAACGUUCAUGAACAUCACCCAGGACUUCAAAGACUUCUUCUUCGACGGAGAGUACGAAUUCAUCUCCAGCUCCGACGCCAGCACACCUGCCUGCGGACAGUCCAAGGAAAACGUCGUACUUCGCGGCUCCAGUGGCGAAAUACUCUUGGGCGGCGCGGCUGUCAAAGCUCCCACCUCUUCCGAACUGCCUAAGCUGAAGGUGGAGGAAGGUGUCCAGAGCGACUCGAACGACGUCCUGCCGUCGCGGUGCAUACACCUUCCGUGGCUCAUCCAACCGGAGGACGCGCUCAAUAACUACCUGUACGUAAAGAUCGCAGGCUGGGAGAUCGCAGGCGACAGGCGCGACUGUCCGACGCCGAACCGCAUACUGGUGCACUCUGGAGACGGUCACAGGCCCUCGGUAGUGGUGUGUCCCGCCAGUGCUGGCUCUGCCGCAGACAACGAGGUGUCCGGAGGGGGCGUUGUGGACGUGUUUUCGGACGGCUGGGACCACCGCAGUCCAGUGCAGCCGGCAGAUAUCCUUCCUGCGCUGCGGUCGCCACACGCGCGCAGCCUGGUGGUCGAGUUCCUGGAGAGACGGCCCGGCACCAGCUAUGCCGUCACGUGGAUGGAGGUGUCACGGCGACCUCUGCUCUCUGCAUCCAGCUAUCUGCUCACUGCCUCCUCUGCAGCGCCUUCGGAAUGCUUAUAUCGGUGUCCGGAGCUGAACGCGUGCAUCAGCGCGGCGCUGUGGUGCGACGGCGCGCGCCACUGCCCGUCCGGCUUCGACGAGGACGACGCCAACUGCGCGUACCAGGCGGCUGUACCGGUGCUGUACGCGGCCAUCGGCGGCGCGGCGCUGGCGGCGCUCGUGCUGCUCGUCACGGCUACGCUGCUGGUGCGCGUCUGGAGGCGGCGCCGCGCGCGCUCCCACAAGCAAAGUGUUCUGUAUGUGAGGUUGUAA